AUGGUACUUCUCAAUGGGGAAUUAGCGCUGGCGCCUAUUCAAUCUCCCAAAAGAGUCUUAGAUGUUGCUACUGGAACCGGCAUCUGGGCUUUGGAAUUCGCACAGCAGCACCCCGAGAGUGAGGUGAUAGGAAGCGACUUGACGCAAAUUCAGCCGACAUCCGAGCUUCCCAAUCUCAGCUUUGUUCAAGAAGACUCAGAGGAGCAGUGGAUACACGAUCGCCCCUUUGAUUACAUUCACUUCCGUUAUGUCUACACAUGCUUCGACAGUCCCCAGACUGUCAUCAAACUCGCCUGGGAGAACCUAGCACCUGGUGGGUUCAUUGAGUUUCAAGAUGCCACAAUGGAACUGCACUCCAACAAAGGUCCUGCCCACAUUGAGAAUAAUCCUCUGAAAAGACUGUUUGACCUAGCAAUCCAGGGAGCAGCUGCACAGGGCAGAAAUAUUGUCGUCUCCAGGUUCUACAAGCAGUGGUUGUUGGAAGCUGGAUUUGUCGAUGUUGUCGAGAUCAAACUCGCAGUUCCCAUCAAUGAGUGGCAUCCAAGUAUGAGACUCAAACGAGUCGGUCAGUAUUCAAGCCGCAUGCUGAUUGACAACCUUGGGGGAGUCGCCUGGAAAAUGCUUUCGGUGUACGGGCUAUCUGACGAGGAAAUCAACGAGACGGUUGUGCAGGCUAAACCCGAGCUUCGCAAUUUGGAUCUCGAGGCUUUCUUCCCCUUCUGGGUUGUCUAUGGACGGAAGCCCGAAUGA
This is a messenger RNA of Pestalotiopsis fici W106-1, 750 nucleotides long. RefSeq lists its product as uncharacterized. The coding region runs from base 1 to 750 and encodes 249 amino acids. Gene Ontology annotation, molecular function: methyltransferase activity. NCBI's taxonomy places the organism in Eukaryota, Fungi, Ascomycota, Sordariomycetes, Amphisphaeriales, Sporocadaceae. The record is from RefSeq and is a predicted model, not a curated record. The transcript has 3 exons.